Messenger RNA from Carya illinoinensis, 2109 nucleotides. RefSeq lists its product as uncharacterized. Lineage: Eukaryota; Viridiplantae; Streptophyta; Magnoliopsida; Fagales; Juglandaceae. The transcript has 5 exons. Bases 519 to 1595 code for a protein of 358 amino acids. The record is from RefSeq and is a predicted model, not a curated record.
CCAUUUGAUUUAUUUCUUCAACCGUCCUUAUUUCUUAACCCCACCCUCUGGUGUAGUUUCUUCAUCAUCAUAUCUUACUGUGCAAAAGAUUCCUAAAUUCUUUCACCCACAAAAAAAGCCCAUCUCGCUUUCGUUUUUCUAGCUAUCUAUUUAUUCCAUACGUUGAAACUCAAUUGUGGAUAAAGAUACAAGGGUUUCUUCUAGCUGUCUGUUUACCCAUAAUUAUACCAAGCUUUGUUUUUUAGCACAACUCUCUCACCCCCCCGGCGGCCCCCAACAAAAAAAAAGGAAGGAAAAAGAAUUCAAGUGGCACAGGGUAGUACAAUUCACAUUCUCAAUUGUGAAAAAAGGACAGGAAACAGCAUUGAAGUGCUGCAUGUUUUGGGUUGCUAAGCUCAGCUUUCGUUUCUGCUUCUAUAAUUGGUGAUUGGAUAGAUAUUCCCGAUGCUUUGUUGCACACAAUCCCCUGUUGCGUUUUCGUGAGGUUGCUUUGGUUCCAAGUUAAAGCUGGGCAUUCUAUGCGUUUUGUUGACUGGAAGUUCGUAAUUUUGCUGUGCUGCAUAAAUGAUCGGCUGGCUAAGAUUGAGACAAUGGCCUUGGUAAACCAUCAAAUGCAGGGUUCGUAUUCCACAUUCAUCUCAAGACCCUUAUUAUGGGACAAAGGGUUGAAUACAAAGCGGUAUGUAAACAUGGUUGCGAAAGCAGAUAGGUGUUUCAUAUUAAAGCACGAUGUUUGUUUAAGUGUAGGGGCUUCUUGCAAACGUGAAAAGCUCAAGCCUUCGAGAAUAUCAGCUUUCAAAGGCAGUGCCCAAAACAAUGAAUCAGCAGGCAGGGCAAGUGGAUCAAAGGUUCCAGAAAAUUCUGUUAAACUAAAAGGAAGCGAGGAUCCUGUAACAGAAUCUCCGAAGGCAAAUGAUGUUCCACUUUCUUUUAUCUCUGAAGCAAAUGAGAGCAUUGGAUCCUCCCCUGCUAUUCAGAAAUUAUUCUUGAAAUGGUUGACAAUGCUGCACACACAAUCACCAAGUCAAGUAGUGGAUGGAGUUUUGGAAGAACCACCUAUAAGUGAGUUAUCAAAAAUUCAACAGGUUACUCAGAACAAGGAAAGAGAGAAGAUUCUAAGGGCAGCUUGGUGCUACUUUCUAUGUCUGGAUGCAACAGUAAAGAUACCCUUACUGAUGUUCAUCCCUUUAUACCUGGCAGUCAAUGUGGUUUUUGGGGCCGAAGUUUCAAAAGAAUUGACACCUAUGUGGAUAUUUGGGCCCCUUAUCAUAGCUCUCUACAUCAAGAUGUUUCGUUGGUUGUCCACUCUCUAUCUCUCCAGCUUUAAGCUGACUGUUAAAGUAAUCAAGAAUUUGCCCACUUACUACAGGGUGGUGUAUAGCUAUGUUGCAUGUGGGAAGCUUACUGAAGAUGUGCAAGCUCGUGUCUUGCAACCUGUAGUGACUAUGAAGAACGUCAACUAUAAGGAGUUCUCAAGAAAAAAGCUGAAAGAAUUGCAAGAGCGGAUGGUGGAGAGGUACCUUGAUUUUGUGGAAUCCAUAUGGCCAUACUACUGUUGGACAAUUAGGUUUCUAAAGAGAGCUAAUCUCAUUUAAAUUUUGGAAUGGUUCUUUAAGUAAAGUCGAGUAUGGAGAAAAAGAUUCAAAUCAGAGUUGCUUCUGAACAUGUUCCAAAAGGUUGAGAUUUUUUAGUAAGAUCUAGUCAACCCCAUUUUAGACAAGGGUUGUCUCACACAAGCCGGGAUCAGAACUGGGUGGAUCGAUUUUCAUUGCAUGUCAAGGCAUUGUGCUUAUUCUUGGAUGUGGGGCCUAGUGUUUUGUUUCUUGCAUUCACUUGCUGCUUAUGCUCUUGAGGUAUAUGGAAGUGAUUUCCAUCUCUAGUAUGGAUUCAUCAGAGAGUUUUCAGAGUGUUUUCAUUUGAUUGUUUUCCGUUUAUGAUGUAUUAGGGUUUUGGGAAUCAUUCAUCACUUGGUUGAUCUCUGGCUGUGUGAAAAUAGUCAAUGGACCCGAAGUUAAAACCACUUGACUGGCCAUUGGCUACACUUUAUGAUUAGUUAUGCAUUGUGUACACCAUAUUUGCAAGUAUUAUACCUACGAGUUUUGCUACGUA